Molecule: messenger RNA, 605 nt
Organism: Onychomys torridus (southern grasshopper mouse)
Lineage: Eukaryota; Metazoa; Chordata; Mammalia; Rodentia; Cricetidae
Product: zinc finger protein 58-like
Exons: 4
Coding region: 255-584 (109 amino acids)
Biological process (GO): regulation of DNA-templated transcription
Source: RefSeq, a predicted model, not a curated record
UGUCCUGCUGACUCAGCUUCUUCCUCCAAUACUCUGCUGCAGGCGGCCAGACUGGAAUCCACAAUAGGAGAAAACUCCACGCCAGGUUCCAAGAAUUCUUUCGCAUAGACUUCUGGGAAAUGUAGUCUGCGGCACUGUGACAUCACGGUGAGCCAUCCAGGAAAUUCCCUUCUGGCCUUCAGUCCACACGUGUGCAGUUUUCCCAAAGUUGGGCGAGAGUCCUUCCUGUUCUACAGUCCUGUUGCGUCUCUGACAUGGAGGAAAUGCUGUCCUUCUGGGAUGUGGCCAUUGAGUUCUCUGCAGAAGAGAGGGAAUGCCUGGAGCCUGCUCAGUGGGAUCUGUACAGGGAUGUGAUGUUGGAGAAUUACAGCAACCUUGUGUUUCUUGGUCUUGCUGUGUCUAAGCCACACCUGGUGACAUUUCUGGAGCAAAGACAAGAACCUUCAGAUGUGAAGAGACAAGCAGCAGGCAACAUGCAACCAGAUAAGGAAAAGGAUUUCCUGGUCUGGCUAACAGGCCAGAGGGAGACAGGAGCAGCAGACAUUGACAAGUCCUAUUCCCCAUGCAUCCUUAUCCUGUGUUGAAACUAGAAUGCCAUUAAUUUC